CAUCCACCCGGGAAAUUGUUCCUCAGGAGCUGGCCACCUUGGUUUUUAGACAGGGUAUCUCACUGACCUGGGAUUGGCCUGAUGUGGCUAGAUUGCUGGCCAAGGGGCUUGAAGGUUCCUUGUCUCUACUCCUCCCAGAGUUCCUCCUGACUGCUGCCCACCCAGCACUGGGGUUGCAAGUGUGUGCCACCACGUGUCUCUUUGAAAAUGUGGGUUCCGGGGAUCAAACUCAGGUCAUUGUGCUUGCAAGGCAAACAAUUUACCAACUGAGCCAACUCCCCAGUUUGACUGGCUCACGUCUUCCAGUCCUUGGGGGUCAAGAAUGAACCGCCUGACUCCCACCCAAUGCUGUCUCUCACACGCCUCCCCUAGUACUCUGUGCCAUUGUUGAUGGCGGUGUGACAUCAUGGCCACAUGAAGAUGGGAAAGUCGGUUUACUGGGUUAGGCCCCAGCCAUCAUCGCCAAGCUGGGAGUGGUGGGACUCCAAUUAAGGCUCAAGUUUUAUGUGAGAUCUGAAAUGGCUGAGCCCCUCCCAAGAAGCAUUUACUAGAAUAAUUCUGUAGACUGACUCACUGAGGUAGGCUCUUUCCUCCAUGAUGGGAGGAGCUGACAUCUGGCCUUCACCGCUCUCAAUUGCCUGCUCUUCAAGGUGGGAGGCUCUACUUAGGCCUCUGUGAACUUUGCUCGCUUGGAAGCCUAGCAAUAGGUGUUUGGGGACCUGAGAUUUGCCCCUGCGAUGUGUCACCCACCCAGGAAGGAACAGAUUUCUUAGACUUCUCUCCUAUUCUCUAAGUGUUGGGUCUGACAUCCUCCCUCCAGCAAUGCUUUUGGGUCUCACAAAACCCCACAUUCGUUCUGACUUUCCUCCCCUCACUAUCUAUGGCAAGCAGUUACUUCUGCCAGCUGCCCUUCCCCUGCUAUUCCUCCAUCUGGUAGACGUCACCUCCUAGAAGAUUCCAUCGGAUUGUGAUUUCCGUUUUCUGUCCUCUUGUCCUUUGCUAUUGAUAUUUAAUCAGUGGUCUCCAGAACUCAAGUCUGGUUCCCCACCCGCCUGUUGCCCAUUCAUCUUCACAGCUCACUGGCACCCCAGAGAGAGGCAGUUAUAAUUAUGACUCAGACAAAAGGCUUUCCAGCCUAAAUAAGCCCUGACAAAUGCUAGGGGAACUCAUGCUCCAGGCUGGGGAGUGAAGUGGGCGGGGCAGACCCUAGUGUUUCCAGGCUACUCAGAACCUCAGUGAGCUCUGGAGGGAAGAAGAUCUGAGAUAAGCUGUGACACCUGUCCUCAUCUCUCAUGACCCUUGUCAUUCAGGGGUCCUGGGAGCUCGGGUGGCCAUCACUGGAACUUUGACAAUGCCUUGACCUCAUUGGUGGAUCACACCCAGCUCCUCCCCUUCCCCAGCCUUUCCAUUUGGAUCUCAGUGCCUGGUUCCUCCUGGUCCCAGCGCCUGAGAGAGCUUUCUGCCCACACAGUAGCACCUUCCCGCAUUCACCGGCAGGGUCUGACUGGACCACUGUCUUCCCAGCACUUAGCACUGUCUGAAAUGUGAGCUCCUGGUCUGCAGCUGUGUCCAUUGUCUGUUCUUUACAGUCUUCACAGGUACCAUGACGCAACAGCCCCAGGAGGACUUUAACAGAAGUGUGGAGGAUGCCCGGGCGUGGAUGAAGGUGGUGCAGGAACAGCUUCAGGUCAAUGACAACACACAGGGACCCCGAGCAGCCUUGGAGGCACGGUUGCGAGAGACAGAGAAAAUCUGCCAGCUGGAGCCUGAGGGGCGCAUGAAGGUGGAACUGGCCCUUCGGGCAGCUGAGGCCCUUCUGGCAAUCUGUCAGGAGGGCCAGAAGCCUGAGAUCCUGGCCCAGCUGAGGGAUAUCAAGUCCCAGUGGGAGGAGACGGUCACCUACAUGACUCACUGCCACAGUCGCAUUGAGUGGGUGUGGCUACAUUGGAGUGAGUAUCUGCUGGCCCGGGAUGAGUUUUACCGCUGGUUCCAGAAGAUGGUGGUCACACUGGAGCCCCCUGUGGAGCUGCAGCUGGGCCUGAAGGAGAAGCAAUGGCAGCUGAGCCACGCCCAGGUAUUGCUGCACAAUGUGGCCAAUCAGGCCGUGCUCCUGGAUAGGCUGCUGGAGGAGGCAGGCUCCCUGUUCAACAGGAUCGGGGACCCCAGUGUGGAUGAAGAUGCCCAGAAGAAGAUGAAGGCUGAGUACGAUGCUGUGAAGGCCAGAGCCCAGCAUAGGGUGGACCUCCUGGCCCAGGUGGCCCAGGAGCAUGAGCAGUACCGGGAGGAUGUGAACGAGUUCCAGCUGUGGCUGAAGGCGGUGGUGGAGAAGGUUCACAGCUGCCUGGGGCGGAACUGCAAGCUGACUACGGAGCUUCGCCUCUCUGCACUGCAGGACAUUGCCAAGGAUUUCCCUAGGGGCCAGGAGUCUUUGAACAGGUUGGAGGAGCAGGCUGAGGGUGUCAUUCGGAACACCUCUCCCUUGGGUGCGGAGAAGAUCUCCGGGGAGCUGGAGGAGAUGCGGGGCAUCCUGGAGAAGCUGAGAGUCCUCUGGAAUGAGGAGGAAGAGAGGCUGCGGGACCUGCUCCAGGCCAAGGGGGCCUGUGAGCAGCAGAUCCUGAGACUGGAGAUGGAGCUGGGAGAGUUCAAGAAAAGCCUCCAGAGAUUGGCCCACGAGAGCUUGGAGCCCGUGAUGAAGACAGCCACAGAUGAUGAGCUGGUGGCCCACUGGAGGCUGUUCUCGGGGACACGGGCUGCACUGGCUUCAGAGGAGCCCCGUGUAGACCGGCUACAAACUCAACUGAAGGAACUUGUCACUUUCCCCGACCUGCAGUCUCUUUCUGACAGCGUGGUAGCUGCCAUUCAGGAAUAUCAAAGUCUGAAAGGAAAGAACAACAGGCUCCACCACGCAACUAGGGCAGAGCUGUGGCAGCGUCUGCAGCGGCCCCUCAAUGACCUGCAGCUGUGGAAGGCCCUGGCCCAGAGGCUCCUGGAUGUCACCACCAGCCUGCCGGACCUGCCCUCCGUUCACACCUUCCUACCGCAGAUUGAGGCGGCGCUAGCGGAAAGCUCCCGCCUGAAAGAGCAACUGGCGAUGCUGCGGCUGAAGACGGACUUGCUGGGCAGCAUCUUCGGCCAGGAGAGAGCAGCCGCUCUCCUGGAGCAGGUGGCAAGUUCCGUGAGGGACAGAGACUUACUGCAUAACAGCCUUCUGCAGACGAAGAGCAAACUGCAGAGCCUGCUCGCCCAGCACAAAGACUUCGGGGUGGCUUUUGACCCCCUCCACAGGAAGCUCCUAGAUCUCCAAGCCAGGAUCCAAGCAGAGAAAGGGCUUCAGCGGGACCUUCCUGGAAAGCAGGUCCAGCUCUUAAGGUUGCAGGGCCUGCAGGAAGAGGGACUCGAUCUGGGGACACAGAUAGAGGCUGUGAGGCCUCUUGCCCAGGGGAACUCUGACCACCAACACAAAGUGGACCAGAUUUCCUCUGACCAGCAAGCCCUGAAGAGGUCUCUGGAGGACCUUGUGGACAGUUGUCAGCAGAGCGUGCGGGAGCACUGCACCUUCAGCCACCGGCUGUCAGAGCUUCAGCAGUGGGUCACCGUGGUCACACAGACGCUGGAGUCACACCAAGGGGAUGUGCAUAUGUGGGACGCUGAGACCCAGGAGACUGGACCUGAGAGGCUGCUGGCUGAAAUUCCAGAGAGAGAGGUCCAGAUGUCCCUGCUCCAAGCACUGGGCCAGCUUGUGAUGAAGAAGUCUUCCCCAGAGGGAGCGGCCAUGAUCCAGGAGGAUCUGAGGAAGCUGGUGGAAUCCUGGCAGGCUCUGCGGCUGCUAGAGGAGAAUCUGCUGAGUCUCAUCAGAAACCAGCAGCUGCAGAGGUCAGAGGUGGACACGGGGAAGAAACUCGUCUUCACCAACAACAUCCCAAAGGCCGGCUUUCUCAUCGACCCCCGGGACCCCAUUCCCAGACGGCGGCAUGGGGCAAACCUACUGGAAGAACAUGACCUCCAUGAAGAUCACUCCCAGCUCCUAAGGGACUUUGAACAGUGGCUGCAGGCAGAAAACUCCAAGCUACUUGGAAUCAUCACAAUGAGAACAGCCACAGCCAAGGACUUGAGGACCAAAGAGAUGAAGCUGCAGGAGCUGGAGGCUCGAAUCCCAGAAGGCCAGCGUCUCUUCGAGAACCUGCUCCGUGUCAGGCCAGCAAGGGACCCCGGUGAGGAGCUGGAAGAUUUGCGCUAUCGUUGGAUGCUGUACAAGUCCAAGCUCAAGGAUUCCGGCCACCUGCUGACACAGACGUCUCCAGGGGAGCUGACUGCAUUCCAGAAGGUGGCAGUCAUCAUUAUACCCACCUCGAGAUGGAGAGUUUUGAUUGGCCACCUCAGGAUUCUCAAGUCGGCAGCAGAGGCGGUGGCGGAAUCCCUGCUCUCUCCUACAGAAAGCGUGCCGCGUGGCGCUACCGUUGCAGCUGCUGCUCCUGCUCUUUCUUCUCCUGCUCUUCCUGCUGCCGGCCGGCGAGGAGGAGCGCAGCUGCGCCCUGGCCAACAACUUCGCCCGCUCCUUCGCACUCAUGCUUCGUUACAACGGCCCGCCACCCACCUAGCCCACCGGGGCAUACAGGUGACCUUCAGCAGUCCCUCUGAGGCUGGCUGCCUGGGGAAGCUGGACAGACUAGACACCCAGAACAGCCUCAGUCUAAAUGCUGCAUCUGUUCCCAGAACAAACCUGCUUUUUCUACGAUGUCAUUUCUGUCUAUUUAUACUAAAUGUGUACUGUGUGUGGUUAGAGGCAAAUGUACAGAAUUUUUAUAUGCCGUGUGUGUGUGUGUGUGUGUGUGUGUGUGUGUGUGUGUAUGUGUGUGUAUAUAUAUGUGUGUAUGCUCAGUGUGGCUGACUUCAGAUACAAAGUCGCUUUGUGCCUGAGGAAGCCCCCAGCGGUGCGCUUCCAUAAUGGGAUUGGUGACACCCGUGCCUUAGCUCCCUGCCAUCCCUGGAAGGAGAAAUCACGCAUUGCUUUUAUGAUGACCUGUCUCCCAGGAAUCCAGAUGUCAGCGCAGAAGAUUGUGAGCCGUGAGUGUAGCUGAACAGAACCCGAGCCCCGGGCUCUCUUGCAUGUGUGCUAGAUCGUGCUAGAUCAAGAGACGCGGUGAUGGCCGGGCACAGCACACCCCAAGCACUGAGCCCUCACAAGUGACAGAGGGAUACCGGGAGAGGAGCAGAAUUGAAAAGAACUGACGAGGCCCACAGAGUAAUGAUGCUUAGUGCCCUGCCCCCACACAGCAGCCACUGAUAACACAGACCAGCAAGGAAUGCCUGUGACCAUGACUGUGACCCCGUGUCUUCAGGAAGUGGCCAGGGUGUUGUUUGUGUUUUCUCUAGGAGAAAGAAAAUGGAAGGUGAACCUGACUUUUUAUUCCUAUGCACAGGGCUAAGCACAUUGCCAGUGGCCUAUGCCAGUCCCAGGAGGCCUGUGACAUCGAUGUCAUUGGUCAGUCUACAGGUUAGGGCGUGAACUGAGGGCAGAGUGGAAACACUAGCCCACACAAGGCAGAGAGGAAAAGACUCGGCCCAUCUGACAGGGUUUCUCUUCCCACCCAAGAAGGAACUCUGCAGGUUGGUGGAGUCUAUAGGGCUGGGCAAGUACUACACCACCACCCCCACUCCCGCACCCCCAAGCCCCCUCGAUGGCCCCAGGACUCACAGUCUAGCCCCAGGCAGGAGCGAGCAAGGUGAGCUCUAGGCAUGUAUGGGAGGCAUCUGGGGUGACUCCGGGCUAUGCCCAAGGCUGGAAACAUGGCCAGGGAAUUCUGGGAUGAUGCCUAAGUGGGUUAAAACUGGAUCAGGUUUGCCCUAAACUGACACUUUUUUUUUUCUUUUAGAAAGUUCUUAAUGCCCCCUUUUGACAGAUGGAAUUUGUCUGUUAGGUGAGGGUGCCCUCAGGCCUUGUCAUCAGAUAUACAACUACAGUGUUAAAGACCCAAAGAAGCACUUUAAACACAGCCAAUACUGAGGCCCUAGGAGGGACCCGGCUCUAAGGUCACCACCUUAUACACACACACCAAGUCCCUCCCAAGCUGGCAUCAGGCUACACCAUGUCUGGUUUCAUCUUAGUGCAGUACCUAGGAAAGGCUGGGCAUUGGCAAGCAGGAAUGUAGUGCCUUGGGACUUGUUACUAAACCACAACCCCCCCACCUCCCAGCCCCCUACCCCGUACCUUCCCACCUAGCUGGGAAAUUAGGGGCUGGUGAACCCUGACCUCAGACCCAGGUAUAGCCAAGUUCUGAUGCUCACUAAAACCAUUGGCCCACCACUCGGCCAGAACUGUGACAAAGGAUAUCUGUACUUCCUUUUCUACCAGCCCAUUUCACAGGUGAGGCUCAGAGAAGGAAAGCCACUUACCCAUAGCCACAUAGCAGUGAGUUGGUUACCACAGUCUUCAGGUGAUAUUGUGUUUGUUAUAGCACAACCUCCCCACAGCUCCCCUCCCAGGAGGAACAGAGCUAGUGCAUGUCAGAGAGGGAGAGCCUGCCCAACAGGUGUGAGUCCUGGGUUCCAUCCCCAGAACUUAAGCGAAAAGCAGAAAAGAGAGCUUUUUCCUAUGAAUGCAGUCAUGUCUCAUGGUAAAUGCUUGGGACGGUGAAAACUGCAUUAUGUGGGUGGCGGGGUGGCAGGGAACAUGCCUGUAUUUAUGUGGGUGGCAGGGAACAUGCCUGUAUUUAUAUGGGUGGUGGGGAACAUGUAUGUAUAUUUUUAAUUAUCGAUAAUCACACUGUGGAUUGCUUAUUUGCAUAACUUUUUAACAGAGGGGGCUGAUGUUUUUAUUACUUUCACAUGAAUAUAGCUGGAAUAUGACAUACUAGCCAUUUCUGAAUGCUUUUCAGACAUAACUUCUUUUGCUUAAAGUGGGUAUGGACACCUGCUACUGUGAUGUUGCCUCCUAGCCAAUUACCAUAGAGAAUUGGAAAGUGUUCCUGGGGAGAAGUAUUGGAGCUUAAAAAGCUUUAAAAGUC
This is a messenger RNA of Mesocricetus auratus (golden hamster), 7004 nucleotides long. It is a transcript of the gene Syne3, whose product is annotated as spectrin repeat containing nuclear envelope family member 3. Gene Ontology annotation, biological process: nuclear migration. Bases 1604 to 4888 code for a protein of 1094 amino acids. The transcript has 19 exons. The record is from RefSeq and is a predicted model, not a curated record. Lineage: Eukaryota; Metazoa; Chordata; Mammalia; Rodentia; Cricetidae. Gene Ontology annotation, cellular component: meiotic nuclear membrane microtubule tethering complex; nuclear outer membrane; cytoplasm. Gene Ontology annotation, molecular function: actin filament binding.